Penicillium daleae is the source of this 2022-nucleotide messenger RNA. RefSeq names its product lysophospholipid acyltransferase family protein. The coding region runs from base 1 to 2022 and encodes 673 amino acids. Gene Ontology annotation, biological process: phospholipid biosynthetic process. Gene Ontology annotation, cellular component: endoplasmic reticulum membrane. Lineage: Eukaryota; Fungi; Ascomycota; Eurotiomycetes; Eurotiales; Aspergillaceae. The record is from RefSeq and is a predicted model, not a curated record. Gene Ontology annotation, molecular function: glycerone-phosphate O-acyltransferase activity; glycerol-3-phosphate O-acyltransferase activity. The transcript has a single exon.
AUGGCGGGCCGACCGGAUACGUCCCGCCGGAUGAUCCCUUGGCUGUACGACCUCGUCCUGUGGCUCUUUACCUGUGCGCUGGACCUCUUUUUCCGCGAGAUCUACCCUCGUGGAGCUUGGAGAAUCCCCGAGAGAGGCCCUGUACUGAUUGUCGCCGCCCCUCAUGCCAAUCAAUUCGUCGAUUCGGCGAUUUUGAUGUACCUACUGAAGUCGCAGGCUAAGCGACGCGUGUCUUUCCUCAUCGCGCAGAAAUCUAUGAAUGAGCCCUAUAUUGGGACAUUGGCAUCAUGCAUGGGCGCUCUCCCAGUAGUCCGAUCUAUGGACUUGACCAAGCCUGGGAAGGGUACCAUCUACCAGCCCGAUCCAGAAAGCGAUCCGGCUCUCAUUCAUGGCGUGGAUACAGAUUUCACGCAGCCUGGAUAUACGCCCAGUGGCUCUCUCACUAUCAAAGGCAAGCACGCACCGGAAACUGCUUCGAUCGAUGAAAUUCUUGGACCGACUUCGCUUCGACUCAAGAAGCCAUUCACUUCUCGGCUUUCUGAUGACCCUGGCCGUAAAGGCACAAGGUUCAAGAUCGCUCCCCACGUUGAUCAGAGCCAGAUGUUUGAUGCCGUGUACAAGGAGCUAUCAGCGGGAGGGUGUAUUGGUAUCUUCCCCGAGGGCGGCAGUCACGAUCGCUCCAACUUGUUGCCCUUGAAAGCCGGCGUUGCCUUGAUGUCACUCGGCGCUCUGGCCCGCGAUCCUGACUGUGGGUUGUCCAUCAUCCCUUGUGGGAUGAACUAUUUCCAUGCUCACAAAUUCCGCUCUCGUGGUGUCAUUGAAUUCGGCCGCCCCAUCCAUGUGCAUCCAGAUCAGGUUGCAGCCUUCAAAGCAGGCGGCACUAGUAAGCGUAAUGCCGUUGGUUCUCUGCUCGAAACAAUCUAUGAGGGCCUUGAGUCUGUCACGCAGAUCAGUCCGGAUCAUGAGACCCUCAUUCUGGUUCAAUCCACCAGGAAGCUUUACAAUCCUAUCAGCAAGAAAAUCCCACUUCCUCUGGUGAUUGAGUUCAAUCGAAGACUCUUGAAAGGAUACACGAAGCACCAAGACGAUCCCAGAGUCAAGGACCUUAAAAAGAUGGUCAAAGAGUACAACCGACGCUUGGAAUCGCUUGGUAUCAGGGAUCAUCAAGUUGAGUGGGGCAAUAUCGAAGAGAAACCAUGGUGGCUCAUACUGAUCACCUUGUUCUACCGCCUGACCAAGCUUCUCGUUCUCAGUUUUGGAGUUUUGCCAGGAGUACUGCUCUUCUGGCCUGUCUUUGUCACGACCAAGGUCAUCUCGGAAAAGAAGCGACGCAAGGCACUUGCAGCUUCGGUGGUUAAGCUGCAAGGACAUGAUGUCGUCGGCACCUGGAAAAUCCUCGUCGCUAUGGGACUGGCACCCACUCUCUACGUCUACUACACCAUUAUUGUGACGGCCUGGCUACGCUACAACCGCAAUGGUGGCUACUAUACCAAUUCUGUUCCCUGGUGGAUGGUUGCAAGAACGUACGUCCCCGAUUUUGUCCCACUGUGGAUUUUUGCCGUGUGCUUCUACGCCCACAUGGGGUUCGUCAGCUAUGCGGCACUCCGAUUUGGUGAAGUUGGAAUGGACAUUAUCAAAUCUCUGCCCCCGCUUCUGGUCGCCUUGAACCCGCUGUCCUCUUCGUCCCUGAUUGACCUGAGACAACACCGCGAGGCGCUCUCAGAGCGGGUUACCCAGACAAUCAAUGAUCUUGGUUUCGGUAUUAUGCCGGACGUUGAUGCCGAGAUUCCUACGGACUCAUACAAACACGACGCUUAUCAAUCUUACCUCAAGAGCAUGCCGCCAAGCGAGCCCUCCAGUCGGGAACGCAGUCGCAGCCGGUCCAACGGCCCUGGUGGUGGACCUUCUUUGAAGGCGCUCAGCUCGAUCAAUUCGGAAGGAGACUUGGCAGAGAUUGAUCGGAAGAUCCAGACCAAUCUGAAGGGGAAGAGGCAGACGGUCGAACACUCUGACCACUUUUGA